Messenger RNA from Emiliania huxleyi CCMP1516, 306 nucleotides. RefSeq lists its product as hypothetical. The annotation marks the transcript as partial. The record is from RefSeq and is a predicted model, not a curated record. Gene Ontology annotation, cellular component: chloroplast. The transcript has a single exon. Gene Ontology annotation, molecular function: peptidyl-prolyl cis-trans isomerase activity. Lineage: Eukaryota; Haptophyta; Isochrysidales; Noelaerhabdaceae.
CCGCAGGCCGGAGAUCUGAUCAAGCUGAAGUACAAGGCAUACCUUCCAUCCGGCCAGAUGUUUGACAGCAGUGAGGGGCCUGGGCGCAAGCCAAUCGCGGCAAAGUUCAAGAAGCAGCCGAUCCUCAACCCCGGUGUGGAGGAGGCGCUGGCGACGAUGAAGGAGGGGGGCAAGCGCGUGAUCCAGGUGCCGCCGGCGAUGGCGUACGGAGAAAAGGGCAUCAAGAUCGAGACUAAGGAUGGCGGCUCAGAGUACCUGGUGCCGCCCAACGCGAAGCUGCAGUACGAGCUCGAGCUCCUGUCGGUA